AAAGGUGUCAGGUACGAAGGGCAUUGGCCAUUGGUUAUUUGCAGGUAGCCUCCCUCACACUCGAAAUUCCCAUCACCUUCUAGGGAUUGGUGCAGUGCCUAGGGAAACUGAGGCACACACAUGGAGUUACUACAGCACAGCAGAAUUCACAUGCAGCAGAACAAAGUUACGAAACCCCCCAGCUCGCACACUCUCCCUUGCUGACAACAUGCCUGGUGACGGGGCGGUAAUGCUGGAGGCACAGGGGCGGUUCCUGAGGAGCGCUGUGAGGAAGCUGGAGAUGCCAGAGCCAGAAAUACCGGGGAUGCUGGAGCCCCAGGGGCUGCUGCGGAGGAGUGCUGUAAAGCUAGAGAUGCCGGAACCAGGCAAAGCAGGGAUGCGGGAGCCGCGGAGGCCACUGCGGAGGAGUGCUGCGAAAGCUGUAAAACUGGAGAUGCUGGAGCCACGUGGGCCGUUGCUGAGGAGCGCUGCGAAGGCUGUAAAACUGGAGGCUCUGGAGCCAGGUGAAGCAGGGAUGCUGGAGCCGCGUGGGCCGUUGCUGAGGAGCGCUGCGAAGGCUGUAAAGCUGAAGAUGCCAGAGCCAGGCAUAGCGGGGAUGCGGGAGCCACAGGGGCCAUUGCUGAGGAGCGCUGUGAGGGCUGUGAAGUUGGAGACGCUGGAGCCAGGCGAAGCCGAGACGCUGGAGCCACAAGGGCCAUUCCUGAGAAGCACUGGAGAGAAUGUUCCUCAGAUCCCCAUGCUGAGCAGAGCUGGUGGGAGCCAGUGCCGGGCAGAGAGGAGGAACCCUCCUCGCGGGUGCCCUCCCUCCAGGGAGGCAGGGGGCCAGCCCCUUGCGGGACAUCACCGUGCCUCAGAGUUCGGCCGCAGGGGAGCCCCUCAUGUGUGA
Molecule: messenger RNA, 886 nt
Organism: Pelodiscus sinensis (Chinese soft-shelled turtle)
Lineage: Eukaryota; Metazoa; Chordata; Testudines; Trionychidae
Source: RefSeq, a predicted model, not a curated record